AUGCAGUCUGAGGCUAUGAUAGCUCGACUGGGUACCAAUAUUCGAGAUACGUCAGAUAUGUCAUCCUUGAUGAAGGGGGUUUUAACCACACCCAUAUGGAUGGAUGAAAGUCUCCAGGGAGCUCUGUUAAUCCCUUUACCCAGGCACGAAGAAGAAGAAGAAGAAGAAGAAGAAGAAGAAGAAGAAGAAGAAGAAGAAGAAGAAGUAGAAGAAGAAUAA
Paracoccidioides lutzii Pb01 is the source of this 219-nucleotide messenger RNA. RefSeq lists its product as hypothetical. The transcript has 2 exons. Bases 1 to 219 code for a protein of 72 amino acids. The record is from RefSeq and is a predicted model, not a curated record.